AUGGAAGACCUACGCCGGUGGGUGAGGGAGGCCGGGCGGUGGGUGAGGAAGUGCUGCUGUGGUGAGGAAGAGGACGAAGAAGAGAAAGGGAGGACGGAGGAAGAAGAUGAGGAGGAGGUGAAGAUGGAAGAGCUCCGCUUCAGAAAGAGCAGAAGUUCAACGUCCCUCCCGCCUGCUGAGCUGGAUCUGGACCAGUCCAGCUCGUCCCCCUCUGGGUCCCAGCCUCACUGGUUCCACACUCUGCAGUCCCGACGGCUCCGAGUGCACCGAGAACGCAGCAACAGCGACCCACUGAGAGGGAACAGCUGCCAGGACCACUUCACCUGGAAACCAGGUCUUCAGUUUGGAGCAGCUCACUCUUAUGUGAGUCUGGAGAAACUGGGUGAAGGAGCGUACGCCUCAGUCUACAAAGGAAUCAGCAGGAUUAACGGGCAGCUGGUGGCUCUGAAGGUCAUUCGUAUGAAGACGGAGGAGGGCGUCCCAUUCACCGCCAUCAGAGAAGCUUCUCUGCUUAAAGGCCUGAAACACGCCAACAUCGUCGUCCUCCACGACAUCAUCCACACCAGAGAGUCUCUGACCUUCGUCUUUGAAUACGUGCAAACGGACCUGGCCCAGUACAUGAGCCAGCACCCCGGAGGACUGCACUCACACAACGUCCGGAUCUUCAUGUUCCAGCUGCUGCGAGCUCUCUGCUACAUCCACAGCCGGAGGAUCCUCCACAGAGACCUGAAGCCUCAGAACCUGCUCAUCAGCUACCUGGGAGAACUGAAGAUGGCCGACUUUGGUCUGGCUCGGGCCAAGUCCAUCCCCAGUCAGACCUUCUCCUCGGAGGUGGUGACGCUGUGGUAUCGACCCCCCGAUGUCCUGCUGGGAUCGACAGAUUAUUCCACGGCUCUGGACAUCUGGGGAGCUGGGUGUAUCUUCAUAGAGAUGCUGCAGGGGGCGCCGGCGUUCCCAGGAGACACGGAUGUGUUUGAACAACUGCAGAAGAUCUGGAUGGUCCUGGGUGUCCCCUCUGAGGACAGCUGGCCUGGAGUCAGCCAACUGCCCAACUAUAAACCAGAGUGGUUUGUUCACUGCGAGCCGAAGCAGUUCAGGACCGUUUGGAAAAGGUUGAACCAACUUCCCUAUAAGACAGAGGACCUGGUCCAAAGGAUGUUGAAGGGGGUCCCUACAGACCGGAUCUCAGCACAGGACUGUCUGCAGCACCCAUACUUCAGCACACUGCCUCCUCCCAUCAUGCACCUCAGAGACACUGUGUCCAUUUUCAAGGUGCCCGGCGUUCGUCUGGAGACGGAGGUCAGAGACAUCUACAACCCUGGACGGAAGGUCAGAACCUCCCUGCUGUCCACCGCCAAGUACUGGUGAGCAAACCCUCAAACCACCCGCACCAAACUACCAUCAGCCUGACUAGACGACCGGAGGGGUGGACAGACCCUCAAACCACCCACAGCAAACUACCAUCAGCCUGACCAGACGACCAGAGGGGUGGACAGACCCUCAAACCACCCACAGCAAACUACCAUCAGCCUGACCAGACGACCAGAGGGGUGGACAGACCCUUUAACGAACCACCAUCAGCCUGAUAAGACCAGCACAGGGGAAACUGGACAGUGAUGCUGAGGACCUUUUGUAUCAGAUUAUCUCCUAGCAUGAAGCUAAAGCUGGACGCUGAGUGCUGCAAAGCUUCAGCUAAGAUUAGCUGCUAGCAUGAAGCUAAAGCUGGAUGCUGAGUGCUGCAAAGCUUCAGCUAAGAUUAGCUGCUAGCAUGAAGCUAAAGCUGGACGCUGAGUGCUGCAAAGCUUCAGCUAAGAUUAGCUGCUGGCACGAAGCUAAAGCUGGACGCUGAGUGCUGCAAAGCUUCAGCUAAGAUUAGCUGCUAGCAUGAAGCUAAAGCUGGAUGCUGAGUGCUGCUGGCUGUCAGAACUGUGACUUGUCAAAGUAAAACUUUAUCAGCAUCUUCUCUCGUGUAAAUCUGAUUUAAUGCUCGAAUUUGUUGAUUUAAAUAUAAAAUGUUCCUUCAUGACUUUUAGUCUCUGAGGACGUCAGUCUGAACAGUUCUCCCGUUAGCAUUCAUUAGCAUU
This is a messenger RNA of Chelmon rostratus (copperband butterflyfish), 2084 nucleotides long. It is a transcript of the gene cdk15, whose product is annotated as cyclin-dependent kinase 15. Gene Ontology annotation, cellular component: cytoplasm; nucleus; cytosol. Gene Ontology annotation, molecular function: ATP binding; cyclin-dependent protein serine/threonine kinase activity; cyclin binding. The transcript has 13 exons. Gene Ontology annotation, biological process: protein phosphorylation. NCBI's taxonomy places the organism in Eukaryota, Metazoa, Chordata, Actinopteri, Chaetodontiformes, Chaetodontidae. The record is from RefSeq and is a predicted model, not a curated record. Bases 1 to 1368 code for a protein of 455 amino acids.